This is a messenger RNA of Ictalurus furcatus (blue catfish), 3579 nucleotides long. RefSeq names its product TBC1 domain family member 24-like. The coding region runs from base 699 to 2705 and encodes 668 amino acids. The transcript is spliced from 7 exons. Lineage: Eukaryota; Metazoa; Chordata; Actinopteri; Siluriformes; Ictaluridae. The record is from RefSeq and is a predicted model, not a curated record.
AUGGACAGUUCAUACACACACAUGCAGUGGAUAGCCAUACAAAUCUUCACAGUAAUAAUAUAUGUCACUCUGGAGACAUAUGAGUGUUGAUUUAUUUUAUGCUUUGAUGUAUGCUUGCUAACAAUGCGAGUAGUAUUUGUUUUGUAAUCUCAAAAGCCUGUAUUUUUCCUGCUAAACGCCAUGUGUUUCUCCCAUAAACACAGGUAGCCAUCUCACAUGCUUAAUGGAAGAGUUUGGAAUUUUCCACCACACACUUAAAGCUGUUACACAAGUCAUCUACAUAAAUCAGCUGACCGCUGUGGUCACAUACAGCCGGAGCAAAACACUCGAAUGAAGAUCAGACCUGCAGAGACUUUAUAAAUCACCUGCACUCUUCUGAAUUCUUCUCAUUUCUUUUGAAUACUCUAAAGUUUUUCAAAGCCUUUCAAAAAAGGCCAUCUUGACUUCUUAUGUUGCUUGUAAGUCAUUUUAAAAAAUCUUAAAAACCUCUAAACUCUUUCUUCAUCAUUCUUAGUGUCUUGACACAAAUAUACUUCAGGUUUAUGACCAAUUUCCAAAUUCACCAACUUUUAAACUUUCCCUGCUUUUCUAAAUCUUCUUCAAUUUCUGAGCUGAACUUUUCUGAACAUUUCAGAAAAUUUUCAAACUCUUUGAACUCUUCCUAAACACUUCCAAACUGUUCUUCAACUGCUGGAGAAAUGCUCCAGGUUUCUCCAAGCUUCGAUUUUUCCAGCUUUGGUCCAGUGGAGUUGCAGAGGGCGAGCGGGUCAGAUGGCUGUCAAAGGCAUCGUUCUUGUUCCCUUUUUGAGCCACCAGAUUUGAUCGAGUACCAAAGAAACUUCCUCAGACCUCGGUCCAGAUCCUUCUACAUGUUGGAUAAAAAAGAAAACAGCGAAGACCAGCAAGUUUUUCAGGCAGACGCUGGGAAACUAAACAACAAAGGAGACGUUCACACCAAAGCGCCACCGAAAAGAUCCACAGCAGGAAUAAACAAACAUCUGAGUAAAGAUCAUGGAGGUACAAGAGGAAACCCUAAAAACAUCCCAAUGUUGACCAUCACCGAGCCGGACAGCUGGGAAAUCAGCUCGUGUACUGGCAUGAAAUAUGGUCACUACGUGGACUGGGAGAAAAUCCACCCCGAAGCCGCCUCUCGCUUCCAGAAAGUUCUCAUCAGUGAUCCUUCUGAGCUAAAAGAGAUGGCACGCUCGGGAUUCUGGGUGACGCAGCACACAUUGCAGGCCAAAUCUUACCAACACCUCAUACACCGCAUCGAGUGCACUUCCAGUGCAGAGGACUCCGAGAUGUAUCACUACCUGGCAGGCAGGAUAUUCCAGGAGCACGGGAGGAGCACGCAUCCUUUCCCCAAAUUCAUGAAAGAUGGUGAGAUCCCUCGCUACUGCCUAAACAAAUCCGGCCUGAACUCGGUGAAGAUGAUCCUCCUGUGUGUGAGCGAGAAAUUCCCAGAAAUGACCUUUUGCCCCAUUUUGCCGGCUCUGGUGUCUUUGCUGCUUCACUACAGUGAGGACGAGGCUCAGUGCUUCCACAGCAUCUGCUCUCUGGUGAGAUACACAGAUCCACAAAAGCGCUAUAUCGAUCAGAACUUUGUUACCACCCAUGCAUCCUGCAUGACCUUUGGUGACUUAGCCAACAAGUACUGCCGUGGAAUCCGUAAACUAAUCGCAAGCUCCCAUCAGAGCCUCUUUGAGUUCUACUCAGACUGGAUCAUGUGGAUUUUCGCCGACCUACCUUUCAUCUACGCCGUCCGAGUCCUGGAUGUCUACCUGGUUGAGGGCUACAAGGUUCUGUACCGCGUAGCUUUAGCGCUGCUCAGCCUCUACAAGGUCUCGGUGAGUUCUCGAGUGGCCCAUGUAGAAGAUUUCAAGCAGGACAUGAAGAGCUUCGUGGAGAACGUGAGCCGUCACAGUAGCACUGAUGCUCUGCUUCAGAGAGCCUUUAGCAUCCAGCUGCCUACACGCAAGGAGCUUAACUUCCUCUACAACGCUAACAAACAAGCGCUAAUACAGAAAGGGAUCGAGCACAAGAGCUGUUUGGGCUGUUUGGAUUUGGGACGUGUUCGCUCCACUGUGGUGUCGGAGACAGAGAUGCGAGUGGUGUGGGCCUGGAUUCCUGAGCGCUUCUCUCUCUUCAGCCCAGAACGCCUCUACAGCACUGAAGAACACGGCGGAGACCUCACAGCGUUUUAUGCUCAUGUUGAAGGCCACGAGCCAACGGUGCUGCUCCUGAAAACGGUGGACGAGGAGGUAUGUGGAGCAUUUUUGUCUUCAGAUUGGACUCUGAGGAGGCGUGAGGGGGCGGAGCUGCAGUUUUUUGGCACUGGAGAGUGUUUCGUCUUCACACUGAGGCCAGCAAUGGAGCGAUACCAGAAAACUGUGCUGCACAUCUCAGGGAUGACAGGAAUAAAGGAAUCCUCUACAUCCUCCCCUUCAUCUUCCUCAGCUUCCACUUCCUGUGACGUGAUGACAUCAUACUGCACCACCUGCCCCGCUGUGACCCCUCGCUUCUUGAGCGGAGAUGAUGAGAUGUUAUUUAUUGGUGGAGAUGGUGGACAUGCCCUGUGUCUCGGCACGGGUCUCACAGCAGGACAGUCUGAACGCUGCAACACUUUCGACAGUCCUGUCCUCUGCAGGGGCAAAUUCAAGAUCCAGAGUCUGGAAGUUUGGGGAAUUCAGUAUGGUCCAUUUUAAAGAGUGCACACCCACACACAUACACACACACACACACGCACGUGCACACGCACACACUCACACUCACAAAAGUUGAUGCUAAUUUAUUCGGAACAUGUUUUAUGAUCUGUGAAGGUCGUGUGUAACUUAUUUAUAGAGAGUUUGUUUUCUCUAGUGAACAUGUAGUGGAGUGGAAAUACACCCUGCUAUUAUCCAUCCAUCCAUCUUCUAUACCGCUUAAUCUUCAGGGUCACGGGGAACCUGGAGCCUAUCCCAGGGUUCGUCGGGCACAAGGCGGGGUACACCCUGGACAGGGUGCCGGCUAUUAUUAUUAUCCAUCCCAUCCAUCCAUCUUCUACCGCUUAUUCUUUCUUCAGGCUCACGGGGAACCUGGAGCCUAUCCCAGGGUGCAUCAGGCACCCUGGGAUAGGCUGAUAUUAUUAUUAUUAUUAUUAUUAUUAUUAUUAUUAUUAUGGAUGGCCUGUGAAAUUAAUCACUAUAACACUGACCAUUUCUGUGUUGUUGUUUUCUUUUACUCAGACAUCAUCUGAUUUCAUCAAUAAAACACAAAUGCAAUUAUAUCAUAACUGUUUUGUGCAACUGUGCUCGUAUUGUAUUAUUGUGUUGUCUGAGCCUUCUUUUUUACUACUUGUACUGACUUUAUACACAAUGAAUAAAAAUAGGGCAUUUAAAAACUCUGUGUCUCUGUAUAUUGUGAUGCUUCUGAUCACUCUGUGCAUUAGUUAUGUCUUCCUGCAUUUUAUUUCCUGUCCCUCUAUCUAUCUAUCUAUCUAUCUGUUUUUGUUCUUUACAAACAAGUAUCUGUCGGUGUCACAUUGAUUUGUUUGCUUGCUUGCUUUUUAAUAAUCCAGGUGGUAUAAAAACAUCAUGCUAU